Messenger RNA from Ostrinia nubilalis (European corn borer), 4463 nucleotides. RefSeq names its product serine/threonine-protein kinase 17A (gene Drak). Lineage: Eukaryota; Metazoa; Arthropoda; Insecta; Lepidoptera; Crambidae. The transcript has 7 exons. The record is from RefSeq and is a predicted model, not a curated record. Gene Ontology annotation, molecular function: protein serine/threonine kinase activity; ATP binding. Gene Ontology annotation, cellular component: nucleus. Gene Ontology annotation, biological process: positive regulation of apoptotic process; intracellular signal transduction; protein phosphorylation. Bases 419 to 1942 code for a protein of 507 amino acids.
GUUGCCCCAAACGGCAGAAACGUGUACGGCGAAGUGCGGUCGACUCGUCGAUGCGCAGCUGUCCCGCCGCGCUUGUCAAUUAUUAGUUUUUCCGAAACGCGUGUGUAAAUAAACAACUUAUUACUUUUCAUUGCGACGAAUGAUGAAGUGAUACAAAUGUUUGUUUUAUAAUCGUGUCGAUUUACAGUGGAGCGUUUGAAUGAAACCGUAACCGCUUCUCGCAAUGACAUGGGAGAGCACUCUGUUACCUUUUGAGAAACCGGAGGCAUUAAAAUGUUUCAUGUGGCCUAACUGACGCUUUUUUACUAUAAAUAAGUGUAUUUGUUGAUUGUAAGGACUAUUGUGAAUAGUUUAGUGACACUUGAAAGUUUGAAUCGCAGUUUCCGAUUCGGUCGUUUAGUCGUCUACACGUUUAAAAAUGAGUGUUUUAAGUGGUUUGAGUAAGGCUGACAUUAAGACAGCGAGCGAUGGGCUGCUGGAGCUGCCCGAGGAGCGCCUGCACAGCAUCAUGCGCUCGGAGCCCAUCACAGACGUCUACCACGUCGAGCAGACACCCUUCGCAAGGGGCAAAUUCGCGUCAGUCCGCAAACUGCGCCACCUGGUGACAGGCGAGGAGUAUGCGGCUAAGUUCAUCCGCAAGCGGCGGCGCGCUGCGGACACCACACGCGAGAUCCUCCACGAGGUGGCUGUGCUAGCACUCUGCGCGGAUUGCACGCGCGUUGUCAGACUUCAUGAGGUAUACGUUACCCGAUCAGAAGUGGCCAUCGUACUAGAGUUAUGCGCGGGCGGCGAGCUGCAGCGCCUACUGGAUGAGGAGGAAAGGUUGACGGAAGGCGCAGCACGACGCGCGCUCAGACACGCGCUCGAAGGCCUCGCGCACUUGCACGCGCGGCGCGUCGCGCACCUCGACCUGAAGCCACAGAACCUGCUGCUCACAGCGUCGGGCGAAGAGCUGCUUAUUUGCGACUUCGGCAUCAGCAGAGCGAUACAGCCAGGGGCGCACGUCAGAGAAAUACUUGGCACUAGAGACUAUGUCGCACCCGAAAUCCUUUCCUACGAGCCGCUAUCCCUAGCGGCAGACAUCUGGUCGGUGGGCGUGCUGGCGUACGUGCUGCUGAGCGGCUACUCGCCCUUCGCCGGCGACACCAAGCAAGAGACCUACCUCAACAUCGCGCAGUGCACGCUCAGCUUCCCGCGCGAGCUGUUCCGCGGCGUGUCGCAGCGCGCCAUCGACUUCAUCAGGGAGACCCUCGUCGUCGAUCCAAAGGGUCGUCUUACAGUGGAAGAGUGCCUGGAGCACCCCUGGUUGAAAGACGAGUCAGACAUUCCCCGCGCAAUCGUCGGCGUCGGCUUCCCCGAAACCGAGUGCGCGUCCGACACCGGCGACUCGGAUGACGAGGACGCUUCCUGCAACGGGGUCAACGGGGUGAAUGGGGUUAACGGGGUGAAUGGGGUAAACGGGGUGAAUGGUGUGAACGGGGUGAAUGGACACAGCGGACACAAUGGAUGCAACGGCACUAACGGGACAAAUGGGACGCAUGAUGAGAAAGACGCAGUGUCCUGCGGCGCGCGCGAGCUGCGAGCGUGCGCGGGCGCGCCAGCGUGCACAGUAUCGUGCGCGGUCACGUGCGCGGCCGCGGGCAGCGACUGCGGCGAGCGCGACAAGCUUAAACACGCGCGCGGACGGUCGCCGCCCGAACCCGCGCCUUCCACGCCUAAGUGGACGGCCGCGCUAACCGCCCGCCUUCUGCAGGUGUCUCGCAAGUCGCACCCGCACCCGCCGUCCGUGCUCGCGCUGUGCAAGAAGUUCCAGCCCGACUACGAGAAGCCGGCGUCGCUGCCGCCGCCGGAACCCGCCGCCGCCGCCGCCGCCGGACCCGCCGGCUGUCUGCGGCCGCCGCCGCGCGCGCGCCCGCCGCCGGACCGCGCUGUGCUCUGCUAACGCCUCCUGUGCUGCCGCCCGCGGUAGCACCCGAUCAAACCGAGCCCCUUUAUGCGCAAAUUGGCAAAUUCGCAAAUUGUCAAGCGGUCGCAAUCCGCCAAAUAGGGAUGAUGACUGGGUAAUGAAAUCGAAAUCCUAUUUAGUCCGUCAGACAGAUAAUUAGAAAAUAUUAGACUCAUAUUUUUUAUUUUUUUCCAUAAUCGAAUAAUUACAGUAUUAUAUUGAGUUGAAAUGUCGCAUGUCACUUUUGAGUAAAAAUUCUACUCAAGCGUGACGUAUCGCGCCAUUUCAACUCGAUGUAGCACUGUUAUUAUUUAAUUAUGAAAGAAAAUAAAAAAUAUGAGUCUAAUAUUUUCUAAUUAUUAUCUGUCUGACGGACAAAUAAUCGAAAUUUUGUCAUUUAGCCUAUUCGAGUUAAAUAAAUGUCAAGUUUUAAAUAUGUCCAGUUGUUUAGGUUUAAUAAUAAAAGUCGAGUAAUUAAUUGGCAGAACUUUUAAUCGUUAAAUGUUAAGGUUUUUUUUAAAUAUGAAACCAUAAAACCGUAAUAUAAUGACAUUUUUAAAACUUGUCAUUUUGCGAAUUUGGCAGAUUGCGACCGCUUGACAAUUUGCAAAUUUGACAAUUUGCGCAUAAAGGACCGAGCCUUCGACUCGAGGCACCGACCGUGCCCUCAAAUCUGACCCUCAUCGCCUUGUAAAGUCCAAAUUUUUUUUUUAAUAAUCCGCGUCGAAGGCUCGCCGCCGCCGCCCGGCGGACGUUCCGUGUACAUACCCUAGUUAAGUUAGCGAUACGCGGUUGUAUAUUUUUAAUUCGGCGGGGCCCCGAUUGCGCCUCGAGGUACAAAGCCACAGAGUGUUUGGUGGGCGACGCGAGCGGAGUUAAACUUCAUACUUUGAUAUGGGUUUGUGGACUUGCAGUCGACAUCAGAAGUAACGGCGCACCGUCUGUUUAAGAAAAAAUGAAACUUGCUGAGCUUAUUUAGAAUACACGUAAGAUAUUUUGAACCUUUUUAGGUGCUCCGCUACUUUUGAUGUCAUCUGCACAGUGAUAAUGAAGAUUACGAGACAGCAAUUAUUUAAUUUAAUGACUUCUGGAUGAAAUCACGAAAUUAUCAAGUGCCGCGUUUUACCCACACAACACUUGCGUCGUCUACUUAAAUACUAUAUCUGUGUACAAAACGCAUAAUGUGCAAGCGUCGGCCGCCGCGCGCCCGCGCCGUUUGAUCCCUAGAGCGCAACAGAAGUAACUUACUAGUUAAACUCGCACCGUAUGCCAAAGGCAUAAGGACCUAGUUAGCUUGCCAGGUGCCUAUUUAGAACUGGAUUGUACUUUAGAAGUAAGUCUUGUCUCUUUGGGUGUGUAUGCACACGUGAAUGACGCGUACCCGCAUAGUGGCAGGUGAUUCUUAAAAAGAACUCGCUCGCGAUGCUGUUGGUUACAUCGUACGCGUAGUAUUUGUGAUACUUACGUACUCAAAAGGGAGUGAGCUUACUUAUCGAAGUCCUCCUACUCUAUGUCGACCUUCAAAUAUAAUCCUUGCUUGAACGAAGAGUUAGCGCAAGCUAAAUUGUUCCCUACGUAACACAUGAUUAGGCACAAAUCGGCUUGGAUAAAUCUGUGUUCAAGCAAAGUUACGCUUGGAGGUCGAGCUAGAAUACGAGAUCCUUACUUCUGUUGUGGAAGUAGUGUCAAGGUCAUCUCGCAUGACGCAGGGUGAUGACGCUACGAAGAUGAAUAAGUAUUACAUACGUUCGAUACGAGUGUAUGUUGAUCGCAUUACGCCUGUGGCGAAUGUCGAUAUGUUUAUAUGUAGAUGUAAAGUUUGUUGGAGGCGCCGGGCUGGAGCGGGCCCCGGGCGGGCCGAGGGCCGGCAGUGGGCCCGGACGCCGGCAGUGGGCCCGGACGCCGGCAGUGGGCCCGGACGCCGGCAGUGGGCCCGGGGGCCGGCAGUGGGCCCGGGGGCCGGCAGUGGGCCCGGGGCCCCGGCGCGUAUUUAUUGUUGGCGCCGCGCCGCCGGCCGACGCCGCUUUACUUACGUACUACUUAGAUAAUAAAAUUGUUAAUGUGUCGAUCACAUCGCGUGACAUUAUAUUGUAGUAUCUAAGUGUUUAGAUGAUUUUAACAGAGUAAUGUACGUUACGUAGGUCGAAACGGUAGCACGAUACCGCCCGAACGUCUGGGACCAAAAUUGUUUGUCGGUAGAUAUUGUACAAUAUUGAAAUUUUAUCACUGGGAGUGACCGUUUUCGGGUUGUUGUUAGAUAGAGGAAUUGUUUACGUAGUGAACGUCGACUAAUGAGCUCAAAUCUUGCGACUUAAUUUUUGUAAAUUGUUUAUGAAAUCGUCGAGCGUUCGCGCCGUUGUCUAGUUAAUGCAUUCACAUGUUCGAGGUCAUUUUACUGUGUAAUUGUUUGUCAUUCAUGAGAAAGUUUAAUUUUUAACCAUUUCUCAACUAAACUCGAAGAUUUAUACCUUGUGAGAACUGUUGUGAUUCGUGAAAAUAAAUUAUUGUGAUACAGAAA